AUGGCAGCUGAGUUGAAGGCAGGUGAUGGUGCAACUGCUGACCAAGCAGUGGUGGAUGUGGUCGAAGUGCCUGCUUCUGCGGAAGCACCUGAAACAGCACCAGCCAAUGUGGCGGCAGCUCCUCAGGGAACUGCUGCACAGGAGGUACCAUCUGCACAGAGUCAAAUGGUGAAGUGCCGCCGUUGCUGCCAAGAGGUGGCCAUCGAAGACGCGAUGUGCACGCCGAAGUUCCGUCCGGAACUUCGGUACACAUGCAAGCCGUGUCAUGCGGUAUGUUCGCAACUGCAGAGGCGUGGGGUGGACAUCAAAGAAGUAUUGAACGAAAGUGCUGCAGUGACAUUCUUCGUUGAUGCGAAGAAUGAACGUGCCAACGGCAUGGAAGGUCGCCUGUGCUACACGCAGGCGCGAGCACUGCUGGUGCAGAAGAUGGUCGAGUCCACAGCUCACGUGGAGAAGGAUGGCAGCGAAGGAGCCUUUCAGCCUCUGUCACACUGGAUGUUGCAGGGAUACGAUUGCGAUCGUAUCGAACAGCUAGCAGAGCGCCGCGAGCAUCCGAUUCUCGGUCCGACAUUUCGUGUUGACAUAGACAAGAUGUCGAAAGAACAAAUCCGCACGAUCGUGGAGGAGCGUUUGCUCAACAUCGAAAGCCAGGCGCGUGAGCGCAUGCAGCGCAGGCAGGCAGGUGGCAGUGCUGGCUCCGCUUCGGCGCCCCAGGCGCUGCCAGAUCUGGGUGUGGAAGUCGACGACACGCCUGCGGCCAGAGAGAAGAAACGGAAGACACCGGAGGAGAAGCAGGCUGCUGCUGAGGCUGCCAAGCAGCAGAGGCAAGAAGACAAAAAGCGCCAGAAGCUGGAACGCAGCGCAACUUCUGCGGCCGCCAAGGUGCUGCCUCAGUUGAAGCGAUGUGCAGAGCGUCUGACUGCCUUGGUGGACAAGGUUUCUACGAUCGGAGCUGGCUUGCCAGAGGCAUCUGCACAAAAUGUGGCCAAUGUUCAGAAGACGCUGGAAGAAACGAUCAACAAUGCGACGCACAUGUUGGCGGCUGCUGCCAAAGGCCAUGGCCUGAAGCUGGAAACAGAUGCCUUGCUGACGGAGAAAGCGCUGAAUGGCAUUCUCAAGGAUGGCAACGCAGAGAUCAGAAGCUUGCAGUUUUACAUCCGUGAGAACAAAGAAAACCUAAAGGGCACUGGAAACUUCUUCGUGGCGUAUCAUCUCGCUAUGCCUGUCUUGUGUGCACUGACAGUUGCGCAGGCCGCGGCUGCGUCGCUGCGAGCGCAAUGUCGAAACGAGGAAGAGAUGGAGAAGAUGGCGGAAGAUUUGGAAGUCAUCAAAGAAGUCUUAGCCCAGGUGAGUGUCGACAAGACGUAUGUCCAACACUUCUCUAUGACAAAAUUCUGUGACCGUGUACUUUGGUCGACCCGUGGCCUGUUGCUUCAAUGGGACAUUCCAAGCACGUCCUUGCAGGAAGUGCCUGUGCCGCACAUGCCUGGAGCCAAAGCAGCUCUUCGACGUGGCGCCCAGGAGCCAAAGCAGCUCUUAUUAGAUCCAAUAGGAAACAUGAGCACGAGCAGCUCUUCGACGCACAAGCAUGCGGACAGCAGGGAUGUGGCCACGGCCAUGGCCCGCUACAGUGAAACCAGCAUUUUAAAAAUAAGGAAUUUGCUUUCCGGAAAGGGCAGCAGCAAAAAUAUGUCAGGCGCCUUCAAACGAAAGUUGCGGGCUGCUUUGGGGCCAUAUCGUGGCUGCUACAAAGAAGUUAGCAUCGUUGAAAGCGGAUCAGGACAGAAACACAUCACAUUCUACAUGGCAGAUGUCCAACGUCUGCUGAGUUUGUAUGUGCGAGAGUGUCCAGCCUUGCAUGCUUUGCUGAAAAGACAAGCAGCAAGGACUUUGGAGGUCUUCUUAGCGCAUGAUGAAGCUACUGCAGGGAACGUUCUCAACCCGCUGCAACGGAUGAAAACCUUGCUGGUUUACUUCACAUUGAAGCCAUUGUCGCCAUAUUUCGAAUCUGCUAGAGCAUGGAUGCCUCUGGCAGCCAUAACUCACGAACAGUUGCAGCAAUGCCCUGGUGGAGUGAGCGCUGUAACGGCGCGCAUUGUUGAAGAGUGGCUAGACCAAAACUUGACUGGCGAUGUGGUUGUCGCUGGCGACAUGGUGCCAUUGUCUUUGGCAAUAGUUGGAUUUGUCAGUGACAUGGAAAGUCAACGGGCUGCGUAUGCAGCUAAGGGCUCCGCGGCUUUGAAGCCGUGCCUGCAUUGUGGAAACUGCGUCAUGAAAGGCGCGUAUUGCGCAGCCGCGUCGCAUGAUUUCCUCACCAUAGAAGAAGCAGAUCUCAGGCGCUUCACCGCGAACGAUCCAACAGAUGUGGAGAGAUACAUUGUGCAUUGGAUGGCUCAAAAGGCAAACAUGACAAAAGCAGAAAUAGACCUCAGACAGAAAUGCUUGGGAUUCCUACUGGAUGAGCAUAGCCUGUGGGCUUACCCGAGGGCGCGCAGUGUCUGCAACAUCGGUAUUGCCAUCAACGAUUGCAUGCAUUCAUAUUGGGCAAAUGGCAUAUGCAAUACUGAGAUCAUGCUGGUGCUGAAUGCAGCACGAGAACAUACUGGAGUGGAGGUCAAAGACCUGUGCGAGUCCAUGGUCACAGCCGGCUGGAAAAGACAUAGCAAAAACGAAGGAAAGCAUUGGUGCAAGCGUCUCUGGACGCCUGCCUUGUUUGGAAAUGAAUACAAAGGAUCCGCCAGUCAAUGUCUCGCAUUGAUGGCUCUCAUCAGAUGGCAUUGUGAAACAGUUUGGAUUCAUGUGCCUGCUUUGAGACCUGUUGCAGAAUGUUUUUUGGCGCUGGCUCGCUGCACGGACGCAGUGAGAAGAGACAACAACAACAAUGACUGGUCUGAAUUAGAUGCCAGACAGGAAAUGCAUCACAGACUGUUUGAACAAGUGCACCCUGGAAUGAUGCGACCGAAGCAUCACCACCGCUUACACCUAGCGGAUCAUUUUCGCAAACACCGUGUCCGCAUUAGUUGCUGGGGUGUCGAGCAAGCGCACCAGAACUACAAAUCAGUGUUUGCAGACAAUUUUUUUCAGCUCCUACGCUCAGGAGAUGAAGCCCAUGCAUACAGUCAACAUCUUUUGCCCCGACUGUUGCUCAGGUCAAUAGAGAUUACCCGGGAGCAUCCGUUUGUUGAAAAUGGAUUUGCUCUGGUGUCGCCAUUCUCGGAAACUGAAGUGGAGUCGACCACGGGCUUACGCGAUGUGCAAAUCAGUCGCAGCUGUCGCCUGUUCUGCACUGAACUCCGUGAAGACUCCAUUGUGCUUUGGGGUGAAAGAUGUGAAAACGCUGGGAUUUGCCGUUUCUUCCUUCAGCGGAGCAAGAAACUUUUCAUAUACAUUGCACUUCUGGAACUGACAGAACACGGUGAAUCAUAUAGAUGCUUCAACAUGAACGGUGGCAAUGAUUUUGUCCCAUUGGAGAUCAUGCACAACUUGCAUCUCCCUGCCUUCACGAGCGCUGAAAGUGCUAAAAUCAUUUGUUUGUUAUGA
Molecule: messenger RNA, 3540 nt
Organism: Cladocopium goreaui
Lineage: Eukaryota; Dinophyceae; Suessiales; Symbiodiniaceae
Source: the annotation of a GenBank genome assembly